Molecule: messenger RNA, 1611 nt
Organism: Cyphellophora attinorum
Lineage: Eukaryota; Fungi; Ascomycota; Eurotiomycetes; Chaetothyriales; Cyphellophoraceae
Product: 25-hydroxycholesterol 7-alpha-hydroxylase
Exons: 2
Coding region: 1-1611 (536 amino acids)
Molecular function (GO): heme binding; iron ion binding; monooxygenase activity
Source: RefSeq, a predicted model, not a curated record
AUGCUCGUCUCAGGGUCCAGCCUCUUGCUGUCAUCGGUCCUUCUCGGAGUCACCUGGCUCGCCUACCGAGCAUUAUUCACCGUCAAAGCCGGCGACGCUGGUGCGAAGCUGCCAACAUGGGCUACCCUGGAGAUCGCCCUGGUCUCGAUGAUGGCGAAGCACAAUGGCUUACCUUUACGGCUCCUUUCCUCCAUCAGACGCCGGGCGGGUUCGCUGUACGGAGUUACGGCCAAGCAUCAGGUUGUCAUUGACCUGCCCGAAGGCGAUCGCCUGCUCUCAAUGCCAAGCCAUACUGUCUCCUCACAAGUGCACCAGGCCACCAUGAUGACACAAGUCUUUGGGGCAAAGGACUCGUACGCGUCUAAUGAAAAGCGAUUUGCCUGUUGGGAUUUGCUCAACAGACACGUGGAGCGCGUCUUCUUGAAUGAAGCUGCCGCGACUGGAGUCCUGGAAAAGAGCAACAUUCCUCGCCUGGCUGCCUCACUCGUAUCGUUCUCAUCUGAUCCAACCAAACAGAAGCGCUGGGAAUGCUCAGCAAAUGUUCACGUUGUCGCUCCGGAAACAAGCGAUUCUAAAGGUAUCGUUGAGGCUAACCUCUUGCACCUAGCCCGAGACUUCGGUACGUGUCUAGCAGUCGAUAUUGUAUACGGGAAAGACUUCCUCCAACGUAACCCUGGCUUGCUCGAAGACUUCUGGAGAUUCGACAACGAGGUUUUCAUUCCGCUAGUCCUUGGUAUUCCAUCGUGGGCACCUCUCAGCGUCAUGCGAAAGGGUGUCGCAGCUCGCUCUCGACUGCACAAAGCCCUAGAAGGCGUUUACCAGCGAACAGAGCAGUAUAUGUCAGGAGCAGCCGUUGACUUCGGUGCGGACAUGUCAGACGUCAGCGCUACAGUCAAAGGCAGAAGCGAGUUGUAUAUCAAGGAAGGUUAUACCAUGGCGGAGCGAGGGCAAUCGGACAUCGGCCUGCUGUGGGGAUCUAACGCAAAUACACAGCCGAUGGUGUUCUGGUUUCUAGCGUACGCAUACUCUAUACCUGGUCUCCAAGAGCUGCUGCGUGAAGAGCAGGCGCCCUAUGUAACAUUCACCAAGGACACGAACAUACCGACAAUCUCGACAAUGGACAUAGCAGGUCUCACACGCGAAUGCCCGCUUACGAAGUCAUGCCUCUUCGAGGUAUAUCGACUUGCCAACGACGCCACAUCAAUUCGCUACAUCAGCAAGCCAAUCAACCUCAAAGACGGCGCCUACACGCACGCGAUCCAGCCAGGAACAUUCCUUAGCACUCCUCAUGGCCUUCAUCAGCACGACCCCACAAUGUACCCGGACCCAGAAACUUUUAAGCCAGAUCGUUUCCUAGACACAGACGAGAUAUCGGGCAAGCGGUCUGCUCGGUAUGGGAAGCUGAAGCCUUGGGGUGCUGGCAGCGGGAUUUGUAAGGGCCGCACAUUCGCAGAGAAAGAGAUCAUUACGUUGUGCGCGGCUAUCAUGGCAGUCUGGGACAUUUCGCCUGCCAGUGGGGAGUGGAAGAUGCCUACAGCCGUACCUGGCACAGGGGCGAUGCAGCCAUCAGAAGACAUUCGUGUACGCAUCACACGCAGGGAGAAGUGGUGA